CGAAUAAAUUGAAAACAACCUGAAACAAUUUCAUACAUCGUUGCGGUCACUUUUGAAAACCCGACCUGGUUACGUUGUGGUGUUGUUGGAUACCUCCAUCCACAGGCGAUUUCGAUCUCUCAAUCAACAAACAAGGAUAUCACAAAGUUUAUUGGAUAAUCAGCCUAUUUCCAUCGGUUAAUCAGUAAGCAAGAAAGAAAAGAUGGCAGAACGAAAGGUGCUGAAUAAAUACUAUCCACCGGAUUUCGAUCCGGCUAAAAUUCCAAGAAGGCGCAUGCCAAAAAACCAACAGAUUAAAGUUCGUAUGAUGCUUCCAAUGAGCAUUCGGUGUGGCACAUGUGGGAACUAUAUCUACAAGGGUACAAAGUUUAACUCCCGCAAAGAAGACGUUAUCGGUGAGACAUAUCUUGGAAUUCAAAUAUUUAGAUUCUAUUUCAAGUGCACGAAGUGUUCGGCCGAGAUUACUAUGAAGACCGACCCUCAAAAUUCCGAUUAUACUGUUGAGUCUGGAGCCGCACGAAAUUUUGAGCCUUGGCGUGCAGAAGAUCAGGUGGGUGACGAGGAGCAAAGGAAAAGAGAUGCCGAAGAAAUGGGAGAUGCGAUGAAAUCGUUGGAGAAUCGAACACUUGAUUCAAAAAGAGAAAUGGAUAUUCUUUCGGCACUCGAUGAGAUGAAGUCUAUGAAGUCAAGGCAUGCACACGUAAGUGUGGAUUCAAUGCUUGAAGCCUUGCAGCGAUCAGCUCCCGUACAGCAGGAAGAAAAGCUUGAAGAAGAAGACGAAGCACUCAUAAAAUCUAUUUUUCAAGGAUCACGAGAGUUUGUGCGAAGAAUUGAUGAUGACGAGCUUGAUGACGACGACGACGAUAAUAUCACAAAGAAGAGGAAGAUUUCUGAAGACAAGCCGACCGAUUACUUAACCAAAGCCAGCAUUGUCGACAAACCGAACAAGAAAGAAGAAGCGAGUGGUUCAUCAAGUGGGCGGAUCGUUCUGAAGUCUUCGACAGUGAAGUUUAGCGUCGUGAAGAAACCGUCAGAGGCUAAAACACAAGAUAAAGUUGAAGAAGAAAAGAUUAGCCAAAGUAAUGGACUUGCUUCAUUAUGUCAGCAGUAUGACAGCACCGAUGAUGAAGAUUGACACAUUCGUGUUUUAUAUAUUGUAAGCAACUGUUCUACUAUGCUUAUAAGCAUUGAUCGAGUUACAUAAAUAUUGGACCAGAAGUCAUUGGGCUGCCACCGAAGCAUUUAGUUUUGCUGUCCCUAUUGGUAGUUAACGCAGUUGUCAAGCGCAAUCAAUUGUUGUCUUAACUA
This is a messenger RNA of Helianthus annuus (common sunflower), 1308 nucleotides long. Its product is annotated as splicing factor YJU2. NCBI's taxonomy places the organism in Eukaryota, Viridiplantae, Streptophyta, Magnoliopsida, Asterales, Asteraceae. The coding region runs from base 203 to 1135 and encodes 310 amino acids. The record is from RefSeq and is a predicted model, not a curated record. Gene Ontology annotation, biological process: mRNA splicing, via spliceosome. The transcript is spliced from 9 exons. Gene Ontology annotation, cellular component: U2-type catalytic step 1 spliceosome.